Molecule: messenger RNA, 924 nt
Organism: Pieris macdunnoughi
Lineage: Eukaryota; Metazoa; Arthropoda; Insecta; Lepidoptera; Pieridae
Source: the annotation of a GenBank genome assembly
AUGGAUAAUUACACAACAUUCUCACUGGAUGACCCAUCGUCUGUACUAAAAUCCUCAUGUUUCGAUACAUCUCUGCCUACCAUAGUGUAUACAUUUGGAUACAGAGGGAAAUGCACUGGUCCUGCUACCUCAGCUAUGCUAAACGGUUACAUUGACACAAAGAAAAGAAACGUCAUCCUUCUAGACUGGGAAGAGGAAGCUAAAAGUAGAAUUCUCGGCAUAUCUUUGAGUUACGCCGUGUUUGCAUUGCCCAAUAGUAAACGGGUAGGUCAAGAGCUAGGCGCGGCAAUAUUAAAACUUUAUAAAGAUGGGCUUGCAAUGGACACCCUACACCUCAUUGGUCAUUCACUUGGAGCACACCUCAUGGGCUACACUGGAAGAUGGAUUCGCGAGCAAGGAGUUGUCAUACCAAGAAUAACAGGCUUGGACCCAGCGAGAGCAUUAUUCGAAGGGAUUUUUGCUACUCAAACCGGAUUAGAUCGAACCUGUGCAAAAUUCGUGGACAUUGUCCAUACGAAUUCUGGAAAUUAUGGUACCACCAAGUCUGUGGGUACAGUAGACAUAUGGCCAAACUACUCAUCAGAUGGUAUGCAACCUGGAUGCCCCAGAGGGUCACAUCCAAUGUUCAGUUGGGAUGACCUCUGCAGUCACAAUAGAGCCGUCGAAUAUUUCGCGGAAUCGUUGAAGAAUGGAACUGAUUUUCCUGCAGCUUCAGCUUCAUCAUAUGACAGCUGGGUUAUCUCUGACGAACCUUCAAACGACACCAUUUAUUUAGGUGAACUAGUCAACAUUCGCUCCCGGGGGAAUUACUACUUAUCAACAAAUGGUCAGUCUCCAUUCCAUAAAGGCCUAGAUGGAAUUAUCCCCCACGAACAGGAGAGAAAACGAAGACAUGUGUCAGAAAUGUAUAGUUUAAUGGGGUAA